Molecule: messenger RNA, 195 nt
Organism: Penicillium verhagenii
Lineage: Eukaryota; Fungi; Ascomycota; Eurotiomycetes; Eurotiales; Aspergillaceae
Exons: 2
Coding region: 1-195 (64 amino acids)
Source: RefSeq, a predicted model, not a curated record
AUGCAUGAAGGGAGAUAUGAAGCACAGGUAGCACCGCGCUUCAACGGCGCACCAUUAUAUGGUAUUGCUGAUGAGAUCUUGGGAAGUGAAGAGAAGUUGUUAAAACUCGGAGACUCGGCAACCCGGAGCUCCAAUUUCACUGCUAAGUACUGGGACCCGCAGGAACUUUGCUUCACCCAAACAUCUAGUAUUUGA